This is a messenger RNA of Aureobasidium musti, 2373 nucleotides long. The record is from the annotation of a GenBank genome assembly. Lineage: Eukaryota; Fungi; Ascomycota; Dothideomycetes; Dothideales; Saccotheciaceae.
AUGAACUCGAAAUGGCCUGCCCACUAUCCUUCCGUCCAACGUCCACCUCCCGCCCCUCGCUUCCAUCCAGACCCCCGACCUGGUCUCGUCCAUACUCAAUCCGGUUUCGACAACCAUCAUGCUCCUGAGACAUUCAGAAGACCGGCCCCUCGUCGCGCCGGUACUACCAUAGGCGAAGACAUGAUGGAGCCCGAGUCCAGCGGAGCCGCUGCUCGUGCGCCAGUUGCAGAACCUAGAUUAGUGACGCCACAGCUGUCUCAGCAGUUUUCGGUGCUCAAGAUCGAGUUGAGAAUGGAGGGCGUACAUCAAACCGAGCUGGUUCACUCUUUGGAGAAGCAAUCAAUAGCUUCGCUUCUUGACGGCCAGAUCAACAACAGCGUCCGACACCUGUUUUCACUAAGAGACCGCAUCGAGGACACUUCCAGCAAAGUUUUGAUUACUGGUGAUCUCAACGCUGGAAAGUCUACUUUCUGCAAUGCUCUCCUAAGACGCAAGGUCCUGCCUGAAGAUCAACAGCCAUGCACUAGUAUCUUCUGUGAAGUACUGGAUUGUCGCGAAAAUGGAGGCGUUGAAGAAGUUCACGCUAUUCCAAAUGGUGUCGAGUACAAUCGCCACGACGAAAGUACCUAUGCUGUAUUCGGUCUCGAGCAACUCGAAGAUAUUGUAAUCGACAACGAAAAAUGGUCUCAGUGCAAGGUAUACAUCAGGGACGUUCGCUCAGUAGACCAGUCGCUGCUCAACAACGGCGUGGUCGAUAUCGCUCUGAUUGAUGCUCCUGGUUUGAACAACGAUUCGCUCAAGACCACUGCAGUCUUUGCUCGACAAGAAGAGAUUGAUGUUGUCGUCUUUGUUGUUUCCGCUGCUAAUCACUUCACACUCUCAGCCAAGGAGUUCAUCUUCAACGCCGCUCGUGAGAAGGCCUAUAUGUUCAUGGUCGUCAAUGGUUACGAUAACAUUCGCGACAANAAGAGAUGUCAGGAAAUGAUCUUGAAGCAAGUCAACCACCUCAGCCCUGCCACUUUCAAGGAGUCUUCUGAGCUCGUGCAUUUCGUUUCAAGUAACGCAAUUCCUGUCGCUCCCGCUGGCGGUCCGGAUGGUCCUGGUGGCUCGGGAAGCGGCUCUGGCUCAAGCAGCGGUGGCCCUGGUGGCGAUCCUAGCCAUGAUGAUGAGCCUUCCGACAAGAAAGACAAGGGCAAGGGUAAGGAGCAAGAGAAGAUUGACGACUUCAACGAACUCGAGGCAUCUUUGCGUCGGUUUGUGUUGGAAAAGAGAGCACGUUCUAAGCUUGCUCCUGCAAAGACCUACCUACUCAACGUUCUCGGCGAUCUUGGCAACCUUGCUAGUGUAAACAAGGAGGUCGCUCAGAACGAGCUCGACCGUGUCACUAAGGAACUCAAAGAGCUUGAACCUGUAUAUGAGAAGUCCAAGAAGGCUCGCUCCGAGGCUGGGGAAGGUGUUGAUUUCACUAUCGAUGAGACUGCAUCGGACAUCUACAAGGCAUCUCGCGACACCAUCAACAACACAAUCGCUCGUGUCGGGGAGCAAAAUCUGGGCGUCGAAUAUCCUGGCCUUUUCAGCGUCUACCAGUACGCAGAUGAGCUGAAGACAGCUAUGCUAGAACAGAUUACACGCUCAGUCCACGACUGCGAGGAAGCCGCAAGAGACCAUACAGCAAAGGGGGUCGAUGGCAUCAAGAACCUUGGAGUCCUCCACCUCGGCGACGAUUACGAAGACUUGACCUUCAAAUCGGAAUAUAUGUUCCGUUCGCGCAGGGAUGCCCUGACACGACAAGUUGACGUCGAUGUUGAAAUGUCAGACUUCUUUGAUCUUGCAAGUCUAUGGGAGCGCCAAGAGAAGGUUGCAGGAGCAAGUAUGGCUGUCACGAUCGCUGGAGUUGUUGGUGGCCGUAUGUUUGGUGGUGUUGGUUGGGUUGAUGGUGCGCUCGGUGCUGCAAAGGUCCUUGGACCCAACAACUUGCGCAGACUGAUGAUCCCCGGCAUCGUCCUCGCGAUUGCUCUUGGUGCUACCUAUGCUCUGAGCUCAAUUCCCCACUCACUACCACGACGCCUCUCACAGAAGCUCUCGGCUCAGCUUGCAGAGCUAGACUACACACACGCCAAUGCUACACGUAUCUCGUCCGAGGUCAGGAGAGCACUCAAAUUCCCUGCCGACAAGCUUCGUGAGAGUCUCCAGCGAAGUGUGGAGCAGCUUCUUGACGAGCGCAAGGAGAAGAUCAAGCUUCAGAGCGAAAGCGAGGUCGCNAAAAAGUACUUCGGCAACCUCAUCAGAGAGAGUGGUGAUAUUCGAAGCAGAGUGAUGCGGGUCGACUUGGAGGGACCUGCGCCUGGCCAUCUCGGCGGCCAUGGCGUCUAG